Molecule: messenger RNA, 5140 nt
Organism: Mya arenaria
Lineage: Eukaryota; Metazoa; Mollusca; Bivalvia; Myida; Myidae
Exons: 2
Coding region: 216-2627 (803 amino acids)
Source: RefSeq, a predicted model, not a curated record
AAUGCACCACAAACAAGCUCUGGAUAUGUAAAAGUGCAAAUAUAUAGAAUAUGACAUUUUUUCAGUAGCUUAACUCGUGAAAUUAACCUUAUGUUGGAAAAUAUGUCAUAGUUGAUUGGAGAUUUUUUUUUAAUGUAUGAAGCUGUUCUUUUGAAAGGCUCAUACAAGAACACUUCCCCUGUCACUAACACUUACGGAACAGUUCACUGUAAAACAUGGCAAAUAUUACCGACAAUGAUAGAACUGAAGUUAUCCUGUAUGAGAGAUGUCCAGAUACGAAUACAGCACCGCCGACACAUGAGAGCGCACAAAGCGACGCAACGAAGGAUAAAGCCAUUUCCGAUGUUUUGCGUGAGCUGAUUAACAGGCCACUCUUUAUUAAUCUUGGCUACUCAUCGUUCGGUUACAAUCCAACCACGCGACUUUUGACAGAUAUUGCCGACGACUGUGAAGUAGAAGUGGUUGGCAGUUCAAAAGACGGACUGAAAACGGCUCGAAUAUACGACGUCGGUGAUGUGGACAUGCUUGUGUAUGCAAAAGUCACGUUUGAUGCAACUGACGAGGCGUUAUUUGAAUACAGACCGGACAACCCUUUAUUUUUCCACAUACCCUUGUCGGACAAGUUUUCACAUCUUCCGCGAGUAGAAAACAAGUACUUGAAUGCAAGUGCUGUUAGAGGUUUUGACAAAAUACUUUUCGGAAACAAAAAACGAGAAUAUUCACCUUCGACAUUCCUAUUUCUGCCGACUAAUGUUGUUCGCUCGGACUUCAAAUGUGCAACAACUGGGAUUCUGUCUUAUGCUGAUCCGGUACAAACGAGUGAACAUGAAGCCGAAGAAAAUGCCAUUGACAACAGGCAUUUAUUUGCGUGGGAAACGGAACAUGUUUUGUUUGCAUAUGUUCUGCUUCAUAGUAACCUUGACAAAUUGGCAUUCGUUAGGGAACUUAUUUAUGGAGACAAGUCCGACAUGGAAACCGCUGGAAAAGUAAGCGAAACACUAAAAGAAAGGUUUGCACUAAUAAAACAAGACUUCCAAAGAACCAACUUCAAUAUCAGUGACUUGCUGUAUUUUUCAAGUGAUCAGUUUCAAAGCGUUCUUGAUAAAGCCUUUGACGAUGAUGUUUCCCGGACGGGCGACAGUUUGCUUGCAUCAACAGUAAAACCUCAUGGCGAGUACUCCGCAGAUAUAGUGCCGGCGAUUCGUUGUCGAUGUUGGCCAAGACGAGCAGAAUCGUUCAAAUAUCGGAUCCGAAUAUGGCCAUCAACACAAGUAAUUGAUGAAAUCAUUGAAGAAGGAUUUCGCGUUGUUCCAAAAACAUCGAUCCUGGAUCCCAUUGCCCUGAAAGAUUUCAUACUGUCGUUUUCUCACGCAGAUGUUAAACUUGUCCGAUUGCUACCUGAAGAAGCUAGGAUUGCGUAUCGACUCUUCAAGAUGUGCUACAAAAGCGCACAUGAUUGCUUGGAGGGACACAACUUGCUGAGGACAUAUCACCUGAAGCAAGCUCUUCUCUGGGUCGCCGAACAAAGACAACCAGAGUCCUGGAUUGAAAGUGGCCCUUUGUGUGGAAUGCGGUGGAUCAUCGAGUUUUUGAUUAUUUGUUUGAGGAAAAUGUUCUUUCCUUCAUUUUACGUGGAACAGAGCAACCACAUUUGUCACUUUUCAAAGGCUGACGCUGACGCACACAUUACACUUUUCACAAAGAUUAGUAGUAACCCAGCCAAUUUUGUUAAGAUUGUUAUUGACCAAGAAUGGGAAUACAUGAAAGCAACAGUUCCCGAGGACUCUUACAAGAAGAUUCGGGAUCCUUCAUACUUUGCUCAGUUCACAUGGUUGGAGCUGAUACGCUUUUAUUCAUAUGCGCAUGCAAGUCUUGAUGGAUAUUCAAUUGAUGACAUGGGUCAAAACAUGUCAAAGCUAAAAUCGGAGGAGCUGUACGAAAAGUACCUACACGACCCGUUCAACACAACGCCUCCUAACAACAUUCCUUUCACUUCCCCGUUCAUUGACAUCCAAUUGGAGCACGUUGAAAUAUUUUUGCAAACUGUAACCCAGAUGGAAAUCGAACUGUUCAACGUCUUAGACUACCCCAUAGAUGACGAAAUCAUACGACAUUCAAAUGAAUGGAUUUCAAAAGAAAAACUCGUCCUAUAUCCUCAGUUCAACAAAGAGGCGGGUGACCAGUAUGGCGAAUACAUUCUCAACGCCACCAGGCUAAGACUGAAAUACUACGGGAACAUUUACCAUAUUCUUUGCAACAAACUGAAGGCAGCAUGUUUCGAAUCCAGUCUGUCGUACAAAAAUCAAGAUGCCGUGUACAUCAUUCGCUUUCUGAAAGACCUUGUCAUGCGACGCCACUUGACUGGUGAGAACAUCGACGACUUGCUGCAUUAUUUGUUCUACUUUUGCCACUUCACCCGCAUUCGUCACCACAAACUUGUCAUUGGAGAUCAAAUUCUACGAAGCAUUAGAGAAUUUCUCCACGAUGCUAGGCAACUGAUGACAGUCUAUUUCAAUCCUAGGGUGGUAUACCCUGUCCCAGUCGAUAUUGGCGACAAGGCCAAAACUUGUCUGGGAGAAUGUUUUUCACGACAGCAGCCAGUUGAAAACCAGUGUGGAAUCCAGUAAGGUGUACUCUGUAGCCACAGAUUCUAUUUAUACCAAAAAGGUAUUACGCCAUGGUAUAUAACUGAAAAAUGUGUUAAAGGCUUAGUUUAAGAAAUGCUUGGCAUGGCUAUUGCACUUGUGUCACAGUAGGGGCCAAUUUCCUGUGUAUUUGUUUAUUGGCUCAAGGCCAUUUAGUGUCCAUUUUUAUAUUAAACCAAGACUGCAUAACAGGAUACUCAGUUUGGAGAUCUGAUAAGACAAUUAGGCAAUAAGAUUAAGAUCAAUUAACAGAGGUUGUGUGCAAAACACUUUUUUUUUGGGGGGGGGGAGGGUCACUUAUAGGAUUAAACUAGGCCUAUAGCAUUUUCAAGUCCGAUUUUAUUUUGUACUAUAUCAUACAAAAAUGACUCUGCCCCCAAAAUCGAAUUAAUUUAUUGUAAAUGGCAUUUAGAUAAGAACAUACUUUAAGAGUAACAAAAUAGCCUCUUCUUUGCUAAUGUUCAAACAAAGUUCAAUUUAAGAUAUACGUAUAAUAAAAUGAUGGCAACAAUAAGCUGAAUUUAAUGAUUUGAAAAAAAUAAUCGAAUUUUGUAAAGAAUGAUGGGAUCCAUGCUUUGUAAUCAUGACGUUGGCGUAUGACGUCCACGUCCAUCAACGUAAGUUAGUGUUUUGUACGUUAAGACACAUAUCUUAACGGCUACGGUGAUUUACAAUCUAACGGUUAUUUAACGACAGUGUACAUACUUGGUGUUGUUCAUAAAUACGUUUUAAGCCUAUGUUUAGUUGUUUACGUACAUAUUAGGGUGGGUAAAAGUUACCAUUUUCUAAAAAUAUAUGACUGAUAAAUAUAGGCUUCUGGCAGUUCACGAACAUAUUGGAUGAGUAGAAGUUUACAUUUUCCAAAAAUAUGUGACUGAUUCCUUGGUGGAAGUAAAGCCAUAAGCAUUCUAACCUGAUCAAUGUUGAAGAUUUAUCGUGAGUUCGUGGAAUUAUGAGCAUCUAUCAAAUAAUGCUCAAAUAAAUUGUUAUAGUUUAUUUGUUAAUAUAUUAAAUGUACAUCAUUCUUAAUUCUAAAUGUCGACCAUGUUUUGAAAUGAUUGUUAUGGUCAAAUUGUAACAUUCACAAUGAUUUUAUGAAAUUAUAAAAACAUGUAUCAAUUUAAUUCGAACAUUUCAAUUGUUAAUAUGUAUGUUCAUAAUAUCGUUUUCUUAUUCUUAAUGAGGACCAUGUUUUGAACUGAUUGCUAUGGUAUACUUAAAGUUUAGGUUUCCAUGAUUCAGUGACUAACCCUAGCAUGUAUGGUGAGUUUUCCCAUCGCCCGUCGUCUUUCAACAAUUUCUUCAAACAAAAGUGCCUCCUAAACCGCCUGGCUAAUUUAGAAGAAACUUCACUGGGAUGUUCUUUGGAUGGAACACUUUCAAAAAUGAAUUAGAUGCAGAACAAGGAAAAACUUAAUAAAACUUCUUUACAAAAACCUUGUGGCCUAGAGCAUAGAUAUUUGGUUAGUUACCUAGUCUAGUGGUCCAAUACUAAAUUUGUAAAAAUAACGCCCCUGGAUUCAAAAAUGGCCCCGCCGUGGUGGUCACAAGUUUCGUACAUAGUAAUAUAGGGAAUUUUGGAAAAUCUUGUGUGAAACCGUUAUGCCCAGAUCCUUGAUAUUUUGUAUGUAUCAUCAUAUAGAAAUUCUCUUUCAAGUUUGUUCAAAUCGUGCCCUGGGGUCAAAACUGGCCCGCCACAGGAUUCACAAAUUUCCAACAACUUAUAUAAAAUAUUUUUGUCUGAAACCGCUAGGUCCUUGAUACUUUGUACAUAUAUUUAAAAUCAUACAGAGGUCCUCCACCAAGCUUGUUCAAAUUAUGUCCCUUGGGACAAAACUGGCCCCGCCCUGUGAUCCACACGUUUCUUAUAGACUUGUAUAGGGGAAUCUAAAAACUAUUUUUUUAGACCACAUAUCCAAGACCUUUUAUAUUUGUUAUGUAUCAUCAUACGAUGACCCUCCACCAAAUUUUAUUCAAAUUAUGCCCCUGGAGUCAAAGCUGGCCCCACUUCUUUUGACCUAUCUCUCAUUGUUAAAGCUACAUCAGUGAAAUUUGAACCAUGUGUACAGUUUUGAAAAGUAAUACCAAUGGUGACCUUUGAUAACCUUGAUAAUUAUCUAUUGACAUACAUUUUUAUUUUUGAAAUUUCAACAAUAAAAUUUGAACCAGGUGUAUUAUAUCUUAAAACAUAUGUCAACGUUUCUUCAGGUGAACUAUGUUGUGAACAUUUGUACCUUCUUUCUUAUUUUUGAAGCUACAGCAAUGAAAUUUGGUCCAAGUGUACAGUUUUGUAGACAAAUUCCAAUGUUGUGCUUGGUUGACUAACCACUACAAAAUUUGACAAUCAUUUUACACUCGACCAUAAAAUAAUUUGUUAUUACAUUGCUAUAAACUCAUUUAUUCUCAUAAACAACACAUGUUAAAAACGUUCACGGGCGUUAAUAGUCGAUCUUGAGGUAUGCCCUCUAUUUGACUGAAAUAAAAACUAAAUUACA